AUGGUGCCACCUUCUCUGAAUAAGAAAUACCUCAGUGAGCAGAACAAAUCCACUGCAAUACAAUUUUUCCUUAACAUAAAAUUCUAUAUAUACACCCAUAUAUAUCACACAUAUCCAUCUACACACACGUAUAUCUAUCUAUCUAUCUAUCUAUCUAUCUAUCUAUCUAUCUAUCUAUCUAUCUAUCUAUCUAUCUAUCUAUCUAUCCGUUGCAUGAGUGGUGAUAGGCGCCAUUUUCUUUCUUUCUUUCUUUCUUUCUUUCUUUCUUUCUUUCUUUCUUAUUUGCGUUACCUUAAUAAUAUUCUUUCUAUCUUCCUCUCAUGCAUUUUAUUUCUUUUAUUCUUUCUUUUGAUUCUUAUUCAUCAUUUUCUUUCUUUCUUUCUUUCUUUCUUUCUUUCUUUCUUUUUUUUUUCUUAUUUCUCUCCACUUAAUAAUAUUCUACCUUCCUUUCAGUCAUUUCCUUUCUUUUGA
This is a messenger RNA of Acanthosepion pharaonis, 471 nucleotides long. The record is from the annotation of a GenBank genome assembly. Lineage: Eukaryota; Metazoa; Mollusca; Cephalopoda; Sepiida; Sepiidae.